UCAUUCAGUGGCUCUCAUAGUCUAAUGGCGAAGCCUCAGUUUUUUCUGUUUCUGCUACUCUUCCUCUUCCUCACGCACCAGUCCCUCCAACAGCAACAGCAGCAAAUCAGCGCCGCCGAUCUCGCUGCCCUCCACGAUAUCAGGAACAGUCUGAGAGAUCUCCCGCAUUCAGAUUUCUUCUCCACCUGGGACUUCGCUGCACCCAAUCCUUGCUCCACCUUCACCGGUCUCCUCUGCUCUCCCGACCCUUCCGCCACCGCCACUCCUCUCCUCCGGGUAACCUCCCUCACACUCGGCACCGGCCUGGCCGGCUCGCCCGGACUGGUCGGUUCACUCACUCCCGCUCUCUCCAACCUCACUGCUCUCACCCAGAUCGUCCUCUACUCCGGAUUUGUCUCUGGUUCAAUCCCUCCCCAACUCGGCACCUUAAAGAAUCUCCGAGUCAUAUCCUUAACCAACAACCGCUUGUCUGGUCCGAUUCCGUGCAGUCUCUCAACCCUCCCAAAUCUUCACACUCUCGAUCUUAGUGGUAACCAACUCGGCGGUCCGGUCCCGGCUAGUCUCACUCGGUUACCCUCGCUUAAGGUUCUGAUCCUGGCAUCCAACCAUCUCUCAGGCGAGUUGCCCAACGUGACGACUCAGCUUCUCCACCUGGAUUUGAAAAACAACCGUUUCUCGGGACUGCUUCCGUCAAUGCCGUUGUCCCUCCGUUAUCUCUCCUUGUGUAAAAACGAGAUGUGGGGCCCACUGAACGUACUAGUACGUCUCUCAGAGUUAGUGUACCUUGACCUGAGCAUGAACAGUUUCAGUGGAAGUAUCCCGGAGUCACUGUUUCGACCAACACUCUCAUCAUUGCUGCUCCAACGGAACAAUUUGUCUGGUGGGGUCCCCAGAACAUUGGCCGAUGAUGCAACAUUGUACGGUGAGGGAUCGAUCGUGGACUUGAGCCAUAACAUUUUAUCAGGGGAGUUAUCACCUGUUUUGGCAGGGGUUGAGAUUUUGUUCUUGAAUAGCAACCGUUUGAUCGGGAUCGUACCGGAUGAGUAUGUGCGGAGUGUGUCGGUGGGUAGCAUGAAAACACUAUACCUGCAACACAAUUACCUCUCCGGGUUCCCCUUAGAACCCGGGUCGCCACCAUUGCCGGACUCAGCUUCGCUUUGCCUGUCGUACAACUGUAUGGUGCCACCCAUCGGGACGAUGACCUGCCCGGCCAAUGCCGGUGGGUUGUUUUCGAGACCCGCGUAUCAGUGCCAGGCGAUCCACCGUGGUAAUGCCGAUUAA
Molecule: messenger RNA, 1281 nt
Organism: Telopea speciosissima
Lineage: Eukaryota; Viridiplantae; Streptophyta; Magnoliopsida; Proteales; Proteaceae
Product: LRR receptor-like serine/threonine-protein kinase ERECTA
Exons: 1
Coding region: 25-1281 (418 amino acids)
Molecular function (GO): protein binding
Source: RefSeq, a predicted model, not a curated record